CAAAUGUGCGUAGCCCUGACUUCUAUCGAGCACGGUCGUGACAAAAACUUAAUCUACUUAUUUCCGAUGGAACGUAGGGAUAAGAUGGUAUGAUGUCUGGACAGUUUUAUUUUGGACGGUGGUGCAUUGUCAUCAUAUACGCACCCAUCGUGGACAGUGCUGCUGCGGCGAUUCGUAGCGGUUCGAUAGGUAACACAAUGCAAUUCCAGGUUUGUUUGCUUCCUGAUUUUUCUGUUUCUGUAUUUUCUUUAUCCCGUCAAAUCCGUCCUAUAUUCGAGGCCAAUUAUCAAUUCAUCUAUCAUCUUCUCAUAACAUCCUUUCACGAUUAUGUCUUGGUGAAAAUUGGCCUUAUCCAGUUCUACGGCAUGUUCUUCAUAUCACAUAAUACGUUCCCCCUCCUCUAAUGUCCGCCCUUGCAAGGCCUUGAGGUUAGCGAGCACGCCCAGCAUAGAAAAAUCAGCAGUAUACACUCUAAUUGUUGUCAUCACCCAUUGUGACAUCGGACCAGGCUAUCAAAGUCAUUGCAUGAAUCUCCAGCAUUAGACAAGAUGUGCACAGACUUAAUUCUCUACGCAACUUGUCCCUCGUGCUGGAGGAUUUUGACC
Molecule: messenger RNA, 605 nt
Organism: Daldinia vernicosa
Lineage: Eukaryota; Fungi; Ascomycota; Sordariomycetes; Xylariales; Hypoxylaceae
Exons: 1
Coding region: 90-404 (104 amino acids)
Source: RefSeq, a predicted model, not a curated record